UUUUCAUAUUUUAAAGUAAGUUAAAUUUUCAUUAAAUACUUACAUCUACGUACAUUUCACGACAUAAUUAUUACGAAUAUGGCAUCAAUUUUAAAGACUUUUAAUGGAAUUCAACUAUUCAAUAAAUGUUUGAAACAGAGUAUUGAUAAAAUAUAUAUUCCUAAUCGUGGUAAAAGAUUGAAUCCUCCACCAAAGAAACGUCAUCCAGAAUGGCUUCCAAAACCAACACGUGUAUUAUAUAAUGAAGAACUUACUUCAGAAAAUAAAGAAUUUCUCUCAGAAAUUGUUUCAUCCACUAAAGGACUACUCAAUAAUAAUGCAUCUCCAUUAAGUAAAGAAUUAAUUCAAUCAAAUGCAACAUGGACUCCAGGUUCUAGACGUACUGGUUUAAUUGGCAAAAAGAUAGGAGUAUAUCCAAUGUGGCUAAAAAAUGGAAAAAAAGUAUUAACUACUCUAAUACAGAUUGUAGAUAAUGAAGUUAUAAAAUAUAUACCCCCAGAAGAAUAUAAACCAAUUAAACCUGUUAGACAUAGAGUUAAAGUACGAAAUGGCUGUCUUGUAUUAGGUGCUAUAAAUAUUGACCCACAAUUACUUACUAAAGAAUAUUAUGGAAUAUUUAAUUCAGUAGGAGUUACACCAAAAAAAGUAUUAAUGAGAUUUACAAUUUCACCAAAUGCUGUUCUCCAACCAGGAACUCCUUUAAAUGCAACUCAUUUUAAACCAGGAGAAUUUAUUGAUAUUCGUGGAAAAACAAUAGAUCGUGGCUUUCAAGGUGUUAUGAAAAGAUGGGGCUUUAAAGGUAUGCCUGCUUCUCAUGGAGUAACUAAAACACAUAGAAGACCAGGUAAUAUAGGUUCAGGAGGUGCAAUGGCUAGGGUAAUGCCAGGCACUAAAAUGCCUGGACACAUGGGAAAUCGUUGGCGUAUUCUUAAAGGUGUAAAGAUACUACGAAUAAACACUAAAUAUAAUGUAAUUUGGGUAUUAGCUCAAAACGUACCAGGAGAGCUAAAUACUAUGUGCUAUUUAUACGAUACGCUUUUAUAUACUAAAAAAAGUACUUCGCCAUAUUUUCCUACAUAUUUGCCAAAUGAAAGUGAACUACCUGAAAAUCUUUAUGCAGAUGAUGUUCAUCCAUUUGAGAAUCCUACAAUUGAAUUCAAAUCAGAAUCAUAAUUGUAAUAAUGUAAUAAAUAAAAAAUAUAUAUAAUUAUAAGAACA
Molecule: messenger RNA, 1218 nt
Organism: Apis dorsata (giant honeybee)
Lineage: Eukaryota; Metazoa; Arthropoda; Insecta; Hymenoptera; Apidae
Gene: mRpL3
Product: 39S ribosomal protein L3, mitochondrial
Exons: 8
Coding region: 79-1173 (364 amino acids)
Biological process (GO): translation
Cellular component (GO): mitochondrial large ribosomal subunit; ribosome
Molecular function (GO): structural constituent of ribosome
Source: RefSeq, a predicted model, not a curated record